AUGACUCCAGUGCGGCUGUAUAUGAUGGGGAGCAGGGACCCACUGGGUCACGUGACUUCUCAGUGGUGGGCCUCCUCAUUUCUCUUCAGCAUCGUGGACGUCGGUGGCCAGAAGUCAGAACGUAAGAAAUGGAUCCACUGUUUUGAGAAUGUGAUUGCCCUCAUCUAUCUGGCCUCCCUGAGCGAGUAUGACCAGUGCCUGGAGGAGAACGAUCAGGAGAACCGCAUGAAGGAGAGCCUCGCUCUGUUCAGCACGAUCCUGGAACUGCCCUGGUUCCAGAGCACCUCUGUCAUCCUCUUCCUCAACAAGACGGACAUCUUGGAGGAUAAGAUCCACACCUCCCACCUCGCCACAUACUUCCCCAGCUUCCAGGGACCUCGGCGGGACGCAGAGGCCGCCAAGCGCUUCAUCUUGGACAUGUACGCGCACGUGUACGCGAGCUGCGCAGAGCCCCACGACGGCGGCAGGAAGGGCUCCCGCGCGCGCCGCCUCUUCGCACACUUCACCUGUGCCACGGACACGCACAGCGUCCGCAGCGUGUUCAAGGACGUGCGGGACUCGGUGCUGGCCCGGUACCUGGACGAGAUCAACCUGCUGUGA
Messenger RNA from Grammomys surdaster, 600 nucleotides. RefSeq names its product guanine nucleotide-binding protein subunit alpha-15-like. Gene Ontology annotation, biological process: adenylate cyclase-modulating G protein-coupled receptor signaling pathway; action potential; phospholipase C-activating dopamine receptor signaling pathway. The coding region runs from base 1 to 600 and encodes 199 amino acids. NCBI's taxonomy places the organism in Eukaryota, Metazoa, Chordata, Mammalia, Rodentia, Muridae. The record is from RefSeq and is a predicted model, not a curated record. Gene Ontology annotation, molecular function: guanyl nucleotide binding; G-protein beta/gamma-subunit complex binding; GTPase activity. The transcript has 3 exons. Gene Ontology annotation, cellular component: heterotrimeric G-protein complex.